CAAGACAAACAAGACAGGCAACGUCAGUGGCCACGCCUUAAAGAUAAUAUUGACCGAUGGUGGUGCAUUGGAAACACUGUUGGAGUCUUUUUACUGCACGUCUUGUUUAGCGCCACAGCGGAGUUCUUUGUAGGGAAAGAAAUGUUUGACUAAGACGUCCUGUGAGCGGCCAUGGCGUCCCUGGGACAGAUCAUCUUCUACACCAUGAUCACGCUCAUCAUCGUCUUUCUGUCACUCAUCAUACUCAUCUUGGCUUUGACCUUCUCAGGCUCCUUGUCCGUGGUCCAGAGCCUCAACAGACUUCCUGUGGCCAACCUGGGCCAAGACCACGUCCUCAGCUGCUUCCUGCCAACCGACGGCGAGCAAAGCACCUUCAAGCGGGUCUCAGUCACGUGGGAGAAGACCUCUCUGUCCGGGGUCGUCUUCCGCUACGAGGACGGCGCCGAGAGCAACGGCGACCAGGACUCUCAGUACAGCGGCAGGGCGGAGCUCUUCACGGAUGCCGUGGUCAAAGGAAACGCCUCCCUGCUGCUGAGGGGCGUGAGGCGCGCCGACGAGGGCGAGUACACGUGCGGCGUCAGCUACUCGGACGGCAGCGGCGAGGUCAGCAUCCGCCUGAGGACAGCAGCCUUCACAGCGCCCACGUUCGCGUUCUCAGACGGCGCCUUGACAGCUGAGGCAAGCAGGUGGUUCCCCAAGCCCAACGUGACGUGGCUGGACGUCGACGGCAAUGUCCUGCGGGGGAACACCGACUUUCAGGAGAAAUCUGCGGGGAUGUUCCGUGUGGUCAGCACUCUGCAGCCCGUCAACGACAGCGGCACGUACACCUGCAGGAUCCACAACCGCCUGGUGACAGCGCACGCAGAUGCCACUGUGACAGGCUCUGACAUUUCAGGGAAAACCCGCUUCACCUACGAUGCUGCAUCAGCUCCGCUAGCAUCAUAUGACAUCAUUGCCAUGUGCAUCUUCUGCAUCUGUUUUCUGCUUUAAUGUCACGCUUCACAAAUAACCAACGUCACCCUGAUGUUCCACGUAGAUGUAGAAGUAAAUUAGUUUGGGGUUAAACUAGUAUUACCUUGAUUAUCUCCUCAUUAGACAUUGCUAAGAUGUUCAAAUAAAUGUGUUGA
This is a messenger RNA of Dunckerocampus dactyliophorus (ringed pipefish), 1127 nucleotides long. It is a transcript of the gene vtcn1, whose product is annotated as V-set domain containing T cell activation inhibitor 1. Lineage: Eukaryota; Metazoa; Chordata; Actinopteri; Syngnathiformes; Syngnathidae. The transcript is spliced from 5 exons. The record is from RefSeq and is a predicted model, not a curated record. The coding region runs from base 172 to 990 and encodes 272 amino acids.